This is a messenger RNA of Lingula anatina, 445 nucleotides long. RefSeq names its product neurotrypsin-like. Gene Ontology annotation, cellular component: membrane. NCBI's taxonomy places the organism in Eukaryota, Metazoa, Brachiopoda, Lingulata, Lingulida, Lingulidae. The record is from RefSeq and is a predicted model, not a curated record. Gene Ontology annotation, biological process: proteolysis. Gene Ontology annotation, molecular function: serine-type endopeptidase activity; protein binding.
AUGGGGCGUAUUGUUGGCGGUUCCUUAGCUGCUAAGGGAUCGUGGCCGUGGCAGGGGUCUCUACGCCUUCUCUACUCCAACGGAGGUUCCGCCCACACUUGUGGUGCCACUCUGGUUGCUCCAAACUGGGCCGUCACAGCCGCACACUGUUUCGGGCAGUCAAGAGAUCCCAAUGGCUACAAAAUCCGUUUCGGAGAGCACGAUCAACGUUACUGGGAACGAACUGAAGAGGACCGCCGUGUGUCCAAACUGGUCAUGCACUCUCAAUAUAAUGUUCGUCCCCACGCCAACGAUAUCGCCAUGUUAAAACUGGACACUCCCGUCAAUAUGGCCAGCCCUUACGUCAACACCGCCUGCCUGCCGGACGCUAAUGAGGUCUUUGACAGCCAUGACACUUGCUUUGUCACUGGAUGGGGGAGCACACAGGGUAAUGGCAACUUGGAGG